Penicillium subrubescens is the source of this 3099-nucleotide messenger RNA. RefSeq names its product putative serine/threonine protein kinase Kin1 (gene kin1). NCBI's taxonomy places the organism in Eukaryota, Fungi, Ascomycota, Eurotiomycetes, Eurotiales, Aspergillaceae. Gene Ontology annotation, cellular component: cytoplasm. Gene Ontology annotation, biological process: protein phosphorylation; intracellular signal transduction; microtubule cytoskeleton organization. The coding region runs from base 1 to 3099 and encodes 1032 amino acids. Gene Ontology annotation, molecular function: tau-protein kinase activity; ATP binding; protein serine/threonine kinase activity. The transcript is spliced from 3 exons. The record is from RefSeq and is a predicted model, not a curated record.
AUGUCGUCAGCUCCCAGGCGCACUGUGUCGACCACUUCAAGGCCCUCGCGACCCGCCGCUCAAUCGGAACUCCCGCAUCGCACGAGAAGCGUGGCAGUCCGAUCGUCCAACUCCUCCCAGCCCCCUCCACAGACUCACUAUGCGCAUUCGAAAACCCCCUCUCAUGAUAAUCGUCCGCCGUCCAAUUAUGCCGCUCUGGACAGCAUAGCCCGCCAGGAGGCCGAGGCCAAAUCUCGCCGCGACCGUGAUGCCUCCGCUGAGCGUCCGGCCACUGCACGGACCGAGUCUACCCGGAGGCACCACCAAAGAACCUCCUCUAUGCAGCCGCGUGAGACUGAGCUGGCGCCAGCAGAUACGGUGCAAGCGCCUGCGAGUGGAAGUAAUGGACAGUCCGCCGCGCCCACUCAGCCCAAGCGGCGAACCACAAUUACCACCCCCACGGGGAAUUGGGCGUUGGGAAAGACCAUUGGUGCGGGCAGUAUGGGUAAAGUGAAGCUGGCGAAGAACAUUGAAACCGGCGAACAGGUCGCUGUCAAGAUCGUUCCUCGUUUGUCGACCGAAGAGCACAAGUCAUCGCGCGAAACAGAGCGAGCCGAUCGGUCAAAGGAGAUUCGGACCGCCAGAGAAGCUGCCAUUGUGUCGCUUGUGAACCACCCAUACAUCUGUGGCAUGAGGGAUGUGGUCCGGACCACGUAUCACUGGUACAUGCUUUUCGAAUAUGUGAACGGUGGUCAAAUGCUGGACUACAUCAUCUCCCACGGAAAAUUGAAGGAGAAGCAGGCGCGCAAGUUCGCCCGACAAAUCGCCAGCGCGUUGGAUUAUUGCCAUCGCAACAGCAUUGUCCACCGCGAUUUGAAGAUCGAGAACAUUCUCAUCAGCAAGACCGGCGAUAUCAAAAUCAUCGAUUUCGGUCUUAGCAACCUCUUUUCGCCUCGAAGCCUUCUCAAAACAUUCUGUGGAAGUCUUUACUUUGCGGCCCCGGAGUUGCUCCAAGCAAGACAGUACACCGGGCCAGAGGUGGAUGUGUGGAGUUUCGGCAUUGUCCUGUAUGUGUUGGUCUGCGGAAAGGUGCCAUUCGACGAUCAGAGCAUGCCUCAGCUUCAUGCGAAGAUCAAGAAGGGUGUCGUGGAAUAUCCUCCUGGCCUUACAACUGAAUGUCGUCACAUUAUUUCCCGCAUGCUUGUCACAGACCCGAAGCAGCGUGCCAGCUUAGCCGAAAUCAUGGCCCAUCCCUGGAUGAACAAGGGCUUCAACGCUCCACCGGAGAACUACCUUCCCGUUCGCGAACCUCUGCAACUUCCAUUGGAUCAGGAGGUGAUUGAGAAAAUGACUGGUUUCGAUUUCGGUCCCCCAGACUACAUCACAGCCCAGUUGACGAAGACGCUGGAGUCCGAGGAGUACCAACAUGCGUUGCGCCUCAACUUCCGCGAACAGCCCAUCUCCAACCAGGCAGAGAAGAAGCGUGGUGUGUUCGACUUCUAUAAGCGACGCAACUCUGCCGCAAGCCGGGACACCUUGUCUGCUCCUUCAGCUGAGGCUAUUCAGUUGGGCAAUGACCCGUUGAACGCUUAUAGCCCCUUGAUUUCUGUUUACCAUCUUGUGAAGGAGAAACUCGAUCGUGAACGUGCCGAAGCCCGGCCUGGGGCUCUUGGCCUCCGUCAAACCCCUGGUGAUGUACAAGUUCCCGAGCUGACACCUCCGGAAGCUGCUCACACAAAUCAGUACCAGUUGCCGGGAGAGAGGGACACCGGUCGUCGUUCUCGCCCUCGUGCCAGAACUCAUGGCGAGGACGACGUGACAGAGACACUGAAGAGCCACCACGCUGCUUCCCCAUCUGCUCAUGCGGUCCCAAUUACAUCUCAGCUCGAUACUCCUUCCAAGAAGGAAAGUACCGCUGCUGGUAUUCUCCGGCGCUUCAGUACUCGCCGAGCCAAAGACCGCAGUCGCGAUGUCGAAAGGGAACGUGUCAGCACCCCCAACACCCCGACUCUCAAUGUCCAGCCCCCUGCCGAUUCAGCCUCGCCUAUGCAUCGUGGCUUCAGUGUGCGGCGCACCCGACGGGCCGAGCCGUCACCGGGCCCUAUCCCCCACGGUGGUAGUCAACCCCAGCAAGAUCUGCUGACUGCCCCAAGUUCUGGUGAGCAGUCUUCGCAGUCCAACAAGUUCCUUGGCCGGUCUACCAGUGUCAACUCUGCCGAUUAUCGGUCUCGACGGGCUGCUAGGAGGACAGAUGCCGAUACCUUGGAUGUCGACCGCCAGCCUCCUUCGACGAGUGGCUCGGAUCAGCUUGGACCUGAGAGCCAGCGCGACCAACUGGGUGUCAAGAAUGGUGGACGCACACAUACGGCACGAACCAUGUCGCUUGGUCAUGCCCGUCGUGAAAGCAUCCAGGCACGUCGGGCUCGACGUGAAGCUACUCGAGAGGCCAACGUGCCAGAGGAGACCGAUGCGGAUAUCUCUGGCGCAGGGACUGCUUUGGAAAGCGCCAAUGAAGGAGAGGACUUGUCAAAGCCCGUCUUUCUCAAGGGCCUCUUCAGUGUCUCGACCACCAGCAGCAAACCCCUGUCUGUCAUUCGGGCGGAUAUUAUUCGCGUGCUGAAGCAACUGGCUGUGGACUACGAAGAGAUCAAGGGCGGUUUCCGCUGCCGACACGCCCCAAGCAUCGACCUCGAAAAGGUGGUCGAUAUCAGCCCACCCAGCCCUGACCGCCAGGGCCAAGUAUCCCACCGUCGCCGAAUCAGCUUUGGAGGACUUCUCGGGCACGACGAUAGCCGAGAUGACAGCCGUCCUUCACACUCCAAGUUGCAACGCCGUACCCAAGGCCCACCCGACCGCAGCUUCACCACCAACUCUGAUGCUUCGGAGGAGUAUGUUGCACGAGAACCACCAACCAGUACUGCUGUUGGCGAGCGGGUGGUCGGUGAGACCACCACACGAGUGCAGAGCGACACUGGUGAGAACUUGAUUUUGCGGUUUGAGAUUCUCAUUGUCAAGGUUCCUCUCUUCUCUCUUCAUGGCAUUCAGUUCAAGAAGGUUUCCGGCGGUAUGUGGCAGUACCGCGAGAUGGCGAAAAAGAUUCUCGAUGCUUUGCGGCUGUGA